Messenger RNA from Paramecium octaurelia, 609 nucleotides. Lineage: Eukaryota; Ciliophora; Oligohymenophorea; Peniculida; Parameciidae. The record is from the annotation of a GenBank genome assembly.
UUUUAAUAGAAUCACCAAUGAAUGCCAUAACUUUCAAUAACAAUAUUGAUUGUAUUAAUUAUAUAUAUAAGAUCGAUCACUUCCUUAGGCCACUUUUCCUACUAGAAACAUAAACAGAAAUGCCACAUAACAAUCUCCUUAAAAGAAUCCUAAAAGGUUAAUACAUUCAUUAUCUCUAGAGAAUUCGAUUACAAACUGAUCUAAUCGCAAACUUAGAAUCUUAAUACAUCCUCUCAUUCUUUAUCAAGACUUCGAUCAGACACUCCUAUUACUAUUAGAGGAUAAAAUUAUCGCUAUGUCGGUUAAAUGAAUGGAAACUAAAAAGAAGGAGUUGGUUCCUAUUCUACAAAUGAACUAGAAUAUGAAGGAUAAUGGUUCAAUAAUGUUUAUCAUGGAUUUGGAAAAUUGUAUUAAGAAGGCAAACUAUCAUAUCAAGGGUAAUUCAAAAAUGGUUUAAAAAAUGGAGCUGGAAUUGAAUAUUAUGAUGAUGAAUCUUAUUUUGUGGGCAAUUUUGAAAGGGAUCUUAAAAAUGGUAUAGGAACACUUUAUAAAAAGAAUGAAAAAUUAUAAGGAAUGUGGCAAAAUGAUAAAUUAUUUGAGAAAUAUUGA